Molecule: messenger RNA, 1137 nt
Organism: Malurus melanocephalus (red-backed fairy wren)
Lineage: Eukaryota; Metazoa; Chordata; Aves; Passeriformes; Maluridae
Product: dnaJ homolog subfamily C member 5-like
Exons: 4
Coding region: 66-626 (186 amino acids)
Source: RefSeq, a predicted model, not a curated record
GCAGGGUCGGGCUGGGUCGGUGCCGCCGGUGCCGCCGGUGCCGCGUCCCCUCGGAACCCCCGGCCAUGGCGGAGCCCCCGCGGCCGCAGAGGAAGCUGUCCCGGGUUGGGGAGAGCCUGUACCGUGUGCUGGGGCUGCAGAAGGGCAGCUCCCCCGAGGAGAUCAAGAAGGCCUAUCGGAAGCUGGCUCUCAAGUACCAUCCCGACAAGAACCCCGAUGACCCCGCGGCGGCCGAGCGCUUCAAGGAGAUCAACAGCGCCCACGCCACCCUGAGCGACGCGGACAAGCGCCGCCUGUAUGACCAGUACGGCUCCCUCGGCCUCUAUGUGGCCGAGCAGUUCGGCGAUGAUGCUGUCCGGCACUACUUCCUCAUGUCCAAGUGGUGGUUCCAGGCGCUGGUGCUGUGCUGUGGUGCCCUCACCUGCUGCUGCUGCUGCUGCUGCUGCUUUUUCUGCUGCGGGACGUGCUGCCCGCCCAAGGAGGACGAGUCCUACAAGUACGUGGACCCCAAGGACCUGGAGGCGCAGAUGCGAGCAGAGGACAGCGAUUCCCACAUCCCMGUGGUAGCACAGCCCCCGCCUGCCAGCGUGGAGUCGCUGCCGGCCAGCUCCAGGAGCGAUGCCUGAGGCCAGGCCCGUCCACCAGGACUCCCCCAGGAUUCUCCUUUGGGACUGUCACUUUCUGGGACCACGGUCCCACCCCCCGGACCGGCUCUUCAGCCCCGGGAGGGAUAGAAUCUCAGGUUAAUUUGGCCAGCAYCAAUGCACAGGCUCCUGGGCCCCCCUGGAGCUGCAGGGCGAUGUCCCUGCGUCCCAGCACUGGUGGUGGCAGUGGCCCCGAGUCCGUGCUGCUGCCACCCCCCUUCAGUGCCUUGCCCGUGCCACAUCAGGCACCGAGCACCAGGCACGAGCAGAGACGCUCCAGGCCGAGCUCUGCAGCUCCCACGGGAUCCGAGACCAUUAGCACUGUAACUCYGGGGCUGGGCUGAGCCCGCUGUCCCGCUCACCGACCCUCCCGAUGGGCGCUGGGUGCCAAACGCUGCUGCGGGRUUGGGGUGCUUCUGUCUGUGCCCCUUUCCUCUGCCCUCCGGGAUUGUCGUGGUUUUUGUGGGCACCAUUAAAGGCUGAUGGGAGGGGA